Hypanus sabinus (Atlantic stingray) is the source of this 3477-nucleotide messenger RNA. RefSeq names its product solute carrier family 38 member 6 (gene slc38a6). The transcript is spliced from 16 exons. Lineage: Eukaryota; Metazoa; Chordata; Chondrichthyes; Myliobatiformes; Dasyatidae. Gene Ontology annotation, biological process: L-glutamine transport; amino acid transmembrane transport. Bases 67 to 1398 code for a protein of 443 amino acids. The record is from RefSeq and is a predicted model, not a curated record. Gene Ontology annotation, molecular function: L-glutamine transmembrane transporter activity.
UGCAUCGUCACGUGGUGGCCGCCGUCCGGAAGGCUCGGACUCGGCUGCAGGUGAUCUCCCGCUGCGAUGGCGGCUGAGUUGUGUGACGGUGACGGUGGGGUGGGCGAGCAGUUAAUCCCUGAUGCUGUACCGCUACGUCAGGAAUCUACAGCAGCUUCAUUUGCAUCCUCUGUGUUUAAUGUAACACAUGCAAUCAUGGGAAGCGGCAUCCUGGGAUUGGCUUUUGCAAUGGCUAAUACGGGUAUUAUUGGGUUCAGCAUUCUCUUGCUGAUAGUUGCUUGCUUGGCUGCCUACUCAGUUCAUCUGCUGCUGGAGUUAUGUCAACAGACUGCGCUAACAUCCUAUGAAGACCUGGGGUUUCAGGCCUUUAAAACAACUGGAAAGGUUUUGGUUGCUGUUGCAAUAUUGAUACAGAACAUCGGAGCAAUGUCAUCUUAUCUGUUCAUCGUAAGAUCUGAGCUGCCUGCUGCAAUUGCAGGUUUUCUACACAACCACCAUGGGACACCAUGGUAUCUCAAUGGACAAAUCCUCCUCACCAUUAUCGUCAUCUGUAUCAUUCUCCCUCUUGCUCUUCUUCGUAAAAUAGAGUUUCUUGGUUACACAAGUGGCUUGUCCAUAUUGUUCAUGAUCUAUUUUACUGCAGUGGUCAUUGUUAAAAAAUGGUACAUUCCUUGCCCGUUUAAUGGCACUGUAGAUUAUGCUCAGAAUUUCAGUUCUGAUGAGUGUAAGCCGAAGUUUUUUCAAAUUUCAUACAAGAGUGCUUAUGCAAUUCCAACCAUGGCCUUUUCAUUUCUCUGUCACACGUCUGUAUUACCCAUUUACUGUGAGCUCAAAAGGCCUUCAAAGAGCAAGAUGCAAAAUGUAGUUAAUAUAGGAGUAACUCUGAGUUUUUCAGUCUACAUGCUGUCAGCUUUGUUUGGUUACCUGACUUUUUAUGGCAAAGUGGACGCACAAUUACUGCAUACCUACAGUCAAUAUCUGCCGCAUGACGCUCUCAUCAUGUCUGUAAGGUUAUGCCUGCUCUUCUCUGUAGUCCUGACAGUGCCUCUAAUCCAUUUUCCAGCAAGGAAAUCGUUAAUGUUGUUGUGUUUUUCAAACCGCCCCUUUUCCUGCAUCCAUCAUAUUGUUGUUACACUUGCUAUUCAAAUAUUGAUUGUGCUGUUGGCAAUGUACGUGCCAAAUAUUCAAAAUAUCUUUGGUGUGGUUGGUUCCACUACUUCUGCUGCUUUAUUAUUUAUCUACCCCGGACUCUUCUACUUACAAAUAAGCAUGGAGCCUUUAAAAUCCUGGAACAAGCUUGGGGCUCUGGGAUUAAUUAUUUUGGGCUUCUUGAUGGGUGUCAGUAGUUUCAUCCUUAUCAUUUUAAACUGGGUUCAUAGAGCUGGAGGUUCAGUAUAAACAGCAGAAGUUGUACAAACACAGGGAAUCAUCAUCUCUGCAGUGAAGUCAUGAUCUCAGCAGCCAUACACUAGUUCCGGAUCCACUGGCAUCACUUCAGCAGCAGGGAGAAAAGAUAGAUACUGGGUCAGAAAUUCCGAAUCUCUCAAUGAAAGCUUGAAGAAUGCUUUUCUCAGUAUAUUGUGAUUUGGGUAAUGGUCAAUAUCAACUAACCUAAAGCCAUAGUGCCAUGCAGAGAUUUUAAUCUGAAAGAAAAUGUCUAAAAAUACAACUCAGCAGAGCCCUUUGGAAUAUUUCUACAAUGUGUGCAAUAUUUUAUGUGUAUUUAGUAAAAUUGGAAGUAUUGGGAAUUAUGAUAUUAAGCCUAUUUCAGAGUAUGUUAUUUUUGAAAUUGCUGGAAUUGGUCUGUUUUAAAUAUUUAAAUGUAUGCUAAUUAACAAUUUUCAUUGUACAUGGAUUAACGUUCAUGGGUUGAAAUCAAAUGAAAUUAUUGGACAUUGUGGGUCAAAUGUUGGCCUAAUCAAAUUCACUUUGAACUGUGUAUAUCACCUGUUUGUCUAUUAUGAUUUAAUAUUCAACUAAUUUUUUGACCUUGAAUAGUAAAUAUGGGUUAAAAUUUUGUGCAAAACACCAGAUUUGUCUAAAUACAAACAAUAAUAAUUAUGAAUAGUUGAAUGUCAAUAGAAAGGUUAUUCUUGUCAUAUUCAAUAUUAAUUUGUUUUUGUCCCAAUAUCUUUGGAUAUUAAGCAUUGAUGUACAGAUUGUUUAAAGUGUUUGUUUCUUGUUUAAUUUAAUAAUGUUGAAUAAUUUGAAUUACUUGUAUAAUUUUGAUUACCCUCAUUUAAAGAAAUACUGAUUUCACACAAUCUAUUUGCAGAUUUUUACACUGGUGAAAAUAGAUGACUAUUAUAUGGUGCUUGUGUAUCAGGCUUCUUCACAAUUAUCAUUGUUAACAUGUUUUUGAAAUUAAUCUGUUUUAAAUGGAUCUUUAUGAAUGAUAGCUGUUCUUUAUCACAUGCAUGUUAUUUAUUUAUGUUCUAAUACCUCAAGUUAUGCAAGGUGAACCUUGCUGACAGAUAAGGUGCAUUAAUAGUUAUCUACCUCUGUCUACCGAAUAAUGUUUUACAUUUAUGUUUUAUGUCAUUUUUGCCUAUUAACUAUUUUAAGGUAGUAAUGAAGUUCACAAAUUGGAAUCUAUGCAAAAUUCGGGGAAAACAACUUGGAAUUGUAAAUGAAACAGUGAAAUUUCUAGGAAUUGAAAUGUUUAUUUUCCUCCAUCAUAUUUAAAAUGAUGUAAAAUCUAAAUUGCUUUUGAUCCCGAUUAUCUCCAUACUCAUAGUUGCAAAUGAUUACUUUUGUGGCAUAAUGAAGCCCCCCUCUGAAGGCUAAUGCACUUAUGAUGUUGGAGCUUCCUGAAAUCUAAUGUCUGAUCUGUAUCUUGUUUUAUUUUGAGAAGCUUAUACAGUUCGGCUCAUUCCACUGAUAGACUGUACUAACACAGAAGAAAAUGUCUCAUCUUCUUUAGCAAAUGUAAUGUUCUUCUUGUGAAAUUUUACACUGCAAAACUUUCAAUUUUUUUUUUGCCUGUUCAUAUUUUGCCUUUUUUACUUUUCUUUGUAGCUAGUAUAAUUGUGGUAUUUUGUACACUUUUGAAAAUCAUUGCCAAAAGUUAUUUUAUUGCUAUUGAUCUGUAUUUCCAGAAUUUGCAUGAGGUAUAAUAAAUUCUUAAAAGAUGUUGUUUCUGAAUUUAUCUGAAAGAUUUAAGAUUUCCUAGUGCACUACAAAUAAUUCACUUGAAGUAGUCAUAUCUUCUCACCUCAGCCUGAAAUUAAGAGUUCUGUUCAUAGCACUAUCACUGUUUUGUCAGUAAAAUAUGCAACCUGUCAGCUGUCUUUGUAGAGCAGCAGUUUACUUUUGCAGAAAGAAUUGUAUAACUUUUUAUGCUUUUUCCAAAAAAGGUACAUCUUCAGGUACAUGUAGUUUACAUUCCAGCUGUACGUUUUCAUAAAUAAAAGUGAUCUCUGUAAUGUGGUUGAACAACUGGAUUGUUGUAACAUUAAAUUUGUAUGCAGCUCUCUA